Drosophila simulans is the source of this 1364-nucleotide messenger RNA. Its product is annotated as probable G-protein coupled receptor Mth-like 6. NCBI's taxonomy places the organism in Eukaryota, Metazoa, Arthropoda, Insecta, Diptera, Drosophilidae. The record is from RefSeq and is a predicted model, not a curated record. Gene Ontology annotation, cellular component: membrane. Gene Ontology annotation, molecular function: G protein-coupled receptor activity. Gene Ontology annotation, biological process: G protein-coupled receptor signaling pathway.
UCGAAGGAUCUGAAACAAUACAAUUAAAAUAUGAGUAGCUAUAUAUAUUUGUGUGUGUGGCACCAAAUAUCUACUUUAUCGCAGAGCAUACUGAAAUAAAUAUAGUUUUUAGUGACCAUUCUGUUUCCAGAUUUGGAAUAAUUCAUAAUAAGAACCGCAUAAAUUUACCAGUUUUUGAUAAUAAAGUCCCCUGAGACUUGGCUAAAUUUUCGUACAAUCUGAAUUAGAAUAAUAAAAGAAUUGCAUGACGAUAAAAUAAUAAAUGAUACCGAAAAAGAACUUUUGAUUCGAGCGAACUAUGCUCAUGUGGAUCAGUCGAGAUCCAAAGUUUGCGCAGAAUGCGUCUGAAUAUUUUAUACAUAAUAAUUCUUGUGUUCGUAAUUUCAAGCCAAUCGGAGGCAGUUAUUCCUGGAUGUGAUUACAUUGACACCGUGGAUAUAUCUCAUAUCCCAAAGCUAAAUAACUCCUAUGCGUACGAGGGUCUAACCAUUCCUGCUCAUCUCACGGCUUUAUAUACAUUUAGCCAACUGGCAGACGGAUCACAGGAGCCAGUGAAGAGUCACUUAAGAGCAUGUAUCUGCAAACUAAAACCCUGCAUCCGAUUCUGCUGCCCCCGCAACAAAAUGUUGCCCAAUAGUCGGUGUAGCGAUGGACUCACAGAGAAUCUGAAGCGGAUCAAUCCCUACUUGAAGAUCACACUGCAGGAUGGAACUAUAGAAACAUAUUACCUUCUAACCGACAUUUAAUCAAUAAUAUUUUUAUUUUUUUUGUUAGAACAAAAUGUCAAUGUCAACUUUCUCAUCUAUAACGUUUACGGUUGGGGCACUCCGGCCAUCAUGACGGGUAUUACAUAUCUGGUGGAUUGGGCUUGGCAGGAUAGACCUGACAAACUGAAUUGGAUUCCCGGUGUUGGUUUAUAUAGAUGUUGGAUAAACACUUAUGACUGGUCAGCGAUGAUAUACCUAUACGGACCUAUGCUAAUCUUGAGUUUAUUCAAUGUGGUCACGUUCAUCCUCACAGUGAUCCACAUAAUGAAGGUUAAGAAUAGCGUUAAAUGUUCUACCCAACAGCAGCCAAAGUGUAUGAAGAAUAAUGAUUUUCUAUUAUACCUACGACUGUCGGUGAUGAUGGGCGUGACUGGGAUUUCUGAGGUAAUAACUUACUUCGUCAAGCGGCACAAUUUUUGGCGACGUCCAAAUUUCUUUCAUUUGGGUUCCGGUAUAGUCGUAUUUGUGCUAUUCAUUCUUAAGCGCAGCACAUUUCAAAUGAUAAUGGAGAGAAUCCGCGGUCCAAGGAGACAACAACCUGCAUCUUAAAUAAGCCACUAGUUUAAAUAAAUAAAAUUAUACAUAAGUAAGCUCUUU